AUGCAAACUCCAACAAAGGUCAUCCUCUCCCAUAGCAUUCAACUUUCUGGUGUGAAAUGCAGAACAACCAACAAGGACGAAAUGAAUCCUUCCACAGCAAGAAUUGGUCAACUUUGGGGUCAAUUCUUCCAACAAUCUACUCAACCAAUUCAAUCCAAAAUUUACAGUGUCUAUACCAACUAUGAAUCAGACCAUAAUGGAGCAUAUGAUAUCUACGUAGCCACUCCAUCAUCAGAAAGCAAUCGAAACUUGACCGAAACUAUUCAAAUUCCUCAAGAAAAUGAUGAAGAAUUUCUCGUCUUUUCAGGCAGUGGAAAGAUGCCAGAGACAUGCAUUAACUUAUGGCAGUCCAUUUGGCAAUAUUUUGACAAGCACCACGUAGAAUAUUCACGUGCCUUCUCUCUCGAUUUUGAAGAGUACGACGACAAGGAAAAUGUUAAGAUUUACAUUGCAUUGAAAAAGUAA
Molecule: messenger RNA, 465 nt
Organism: Naegleria gruberi
Lineage: Eukaryota; Heterolobosea; Eutetramitea; Acrasida; Naegleriidae
Exons: 1
Coding region: 1-465 (154 amino acids)
Source: RefSeq, a predicted model, not a curated record